AUGGAGAAUUCGGUAGGAUUAAUGACGGUUUUUGCUGUAUCAGGAAGCAUGGCUCAUGUUGCUCUACAAGCUCAUAAGUGUCUUCUCUCUGAUUUCAUGAAAAACGUUGAAUUACAAUUAGGAACUGCAACUGCUGGAGUUGGAAGGAUGACUAAAGCUUGUUCACACUCUCCACUCCUAUCAACUCAUGGCAUUCUUAAGAUACACAAGGGUUCGAAAGUUGAAAAAAAGAAGAAAGUUCGUUUUGCAGAUGAUGUAGUCGAGCCAUCAUCGAAUAAUGAAGUAUACCGAAGGCAACGGAUGUGA
Molecule: messenger RNA, 306 nt
Organism: Papaver somniferum (opium poppy)
Lineage: Eukaryota; Viridiplantae; Streptophyta; Magnoliopsida; Ranunculales; Papaveraceae
Exons: 2
Coding region: 1-306 (101 amino acids)
Source: RefSeq, a predicted model, not a curated record